CCUUGCUUUGACCUUGCGAAUUGCAUCAUGCUUCAUAAAUCAUACUUCGCGCCCCCUGGGAUUCCAUGGAUUUUCCCAUCAUUCCCGGAGAUUCCCGUCGUGCCCCGCGCGCCAACAUGGCUUCCAUGCCAGGAAAAAGUUGCCCUGCCGCUGGAAUCUCGUCUUGAACCGGCGAAAUUCCGGCGAAAUGUGAAGUUUUCAGCGCCACAACAACGCAGACAAACACCAAAAACAAUGACAGAAGAAGCAGGGCAGGAAGCCAUGCAAGUGCCUUCAUCCAGCAUCAAGGAGGAGGGGGGGACGACAGCUCUCGGAUCAGUCCUGGGCAUGAUGCUCGGAGACAGAAGAAACAUAAAGCAGGAGGGGGAGGCAGCAGUACACGGAACAGCCACGGGAACGGUAGAAAGAGAAAGAAGAGCAGAGGACGAGAGAAUGCUGAUCGAACAGGAGCAAGCAGAGGGAGGGAGCAUGGAUCAUGGAAUGGCAGAGGGAGGGGGAACUGAGGAAGGAACAGCCGCGAGCAGUCCGACCAAUCAUGUUCGAGGAAAGAAGCUGGUGUGUGAAGAGUGUGGAUUGGUGUGUGCAUCGCCCAACGUACUGACGGUGCACAUGAGAUCUCAUACAGGCGAGAGGCCGUACAAGUGCAAUCUGUGUUCUGCUGCGUUCACCCAGAAGGGGAACCUGAUCCGACACACGAAGACCCACUCAGACGAGCGGCCGUUCCGCUGCAGCCACUGCAGCUACACCUGCCGCAGGAAGGACGCGCUCGUGGGGCACAUGAGAACACACUCAGGUGAGAGACCGUACAGGUGUAACUGGUGCUGGAGGUCGUAUAAACAGAGGCUGUCGCUCAGAGAACACAUGGAAAGAUGCUGCGCAAGAAAAGACAUGUUGCUGCUGCAGGCCCCGCCCGCCGACCUGGCGUCCAAUGGGAGAGCAGGGAAGAGGAAGAGCAGCGUGCCUCAGCGUUACGUGGAGGAGGAUGGGGAGGGCGAGGAGACCAGCCGAGGGAGCGAGGGGGUGGAGGACAUGGUGUUCGAACAGGAACACAAGAGCCCUGCCUGUGAGCUGGUGCAGGGCCAUGUGAUGGAGCAGGCCAUCAGCAGUGCUAUCCACUACCUGGGUGCCGACUCUCUACAGCAGCACAGCGCUACAAAACAGGACACAGGACUGGGCACGUCACCUAUCAUCAGUGCUGUGUUCUCACAGGGCUUUCCUCGCCCCCCUGAGUCAGAUUUGGACCGACCCGGCACCAGUACAGAACACGCUGCUGCUCACAACAAGUCGUUCCGUGACCUGACCUCCCCGUACGCCGGCCACUGUCCCGCCCCGCUACACAUGGACAGGGACGGACCCGCCGAGAACGGGCACGAGUCUGACAGCCUCACCAGCCCCAGCAGGGACUCCGCCAUUGCAGAUGAGAACGCCUCGGAGGGCAGCCUCCACUCUCCUGUCAGCAGCCAGAGUCGCGGCAAGCGGACGGAAAGUUCCGGAACCAUCCAGGGCCUGAAGGUAGUGGAUGAGAGAAGCGAGGAGGUGCAGGCCUUCAGGUGUGAGUACUGCCGGGUGCUGUUCCUGGACCACGUCAUGUACACCAUACACAUGGGUUGUCAUGGUUACCAGCAGCCUCUACAGUGCAACAUCUGUGGUUACCUCAGUCAGGAUAGGUACGAGUUUUCCUCCCAUAUUGCACGGGGAGGACACCACUGACUGGGGUAACUGGGUUUGAAUAGAAUCUUUUCUGACAGAAUGACGUAACCUUGUGAGUCAAGGUCAACUGGAAUAGGAAACAUUUUGCUAGCUCUUUCAAAGUGGUGAAAGAACAAGUUUUCUACUUAUACCCCUCGAAGGUUGUUGGUAGCUUUAUACAAACAAAAAAUAUUCUGAUAAAGGCUCUCAUCAGUUUUGUCCACUGCAUGCUACAAAAUGUAUUGAAAUGGUGGCUUGUUGAUGAAUUUGGUCUUAAUUUCAGGUGAGGCAAGCCAAGCUAGCCCUUAUGGGUUCAUAGUUCAUAGGUCAUGACCUUCACAAGGUCAUGCCACUGUCCAGUACAGGGUGAUACGAUUGUAAAGAAACCAGGUAACAAAAGGUCACUCGCUUGGUACGUUGAUGAAGGAGAGACAUACAGACAGAACAUUACAUUAUAUAAUACGAAAUAGAUGAAGCACCUGGAUAAAUUCUUGUUUCAGAUGACAUGCACUAUCUGUCAUUGAUGACUGAGAAUCAAACAUGUUGAACUUCUAUGUGUAUGAUGUAAGUUAGCGGAUGCUACCUGAAACUUCAGACUGUUCAGAGAAUUUACCCAGUUGUUUCGUGUAUGGACUCUCUUGACUUGGUGCCCCAGCCGGGUACUGGUUCCUGCUGAGUGACUUGCCUUGUCAGUCAGUUCACUCAAGAACAGCUAGCCUUUUUAUCCAGGUUCAUUUCGUAGUGAUAUAGUCAGAUUUUUAUGAGCAAAUUGUUAUAAAUAUGUACUUCAUACAGGUGGCCAGAAGUGUGAUCAUGUGAUAAAAGAUACUCUUUUAUAGGCAAACCAAAUGGAUGGUUGUAUACAAAAGAUUAUAAAGUCUAGAAUUUAAUGCUGAAUUACUAUAUAAAGAUAUGUCCAGAGUGCCUAAGUGUACUACUGAUAGCUGCUGCUGAGGUGAGGUGUAUUGGUACAGGUUAGACUUUAUUUUAAGCCUGCAGACUGCUUUUAACAAGUGUUUUUGAGGAGUGAAGUGACUUCCACGUCUGUCUGCUGACUGGGUCAGUUUUUACGUUAUUUUUCCGAGAUUUUUUGAAAGUGAUUUUUUUUCUUGAUUGCAGGUUGGCAGGUUUGUCACACACACAUAGUGCUGCUAUAUAUAGUAGGAGUUGUGAUUCUGCUUGUUGCAUUUUCUCUGCCUUGUGUACCUUUAGGCCUGUCAGCUUUCUAAACUACUUACUCUGUUUCAGAAGGGUGCCAUCAACAAGGUUUUGUGGCACCGAAAACCCAACAUUCUAACUCCAUACACCCAAUAUACUGUAAUUCACUUUAUGUUCUUGGUAGCAAAAUUUAAUGGUCUGAGAAAAAUGGACAUGUUCAAGGAACUAUAUGUUCACGGUGGUGACAGGUCCAGGAAUUAUUUGUUAACUGUAAUGAUAAGUUCACUGUACAGAAGCGACAGUAAAAACAGUGAACAUAAAAGUGCCGUGAAAAAAAUCAGGAAUUACAGUAUACAGACAAAAUUAAGAAAAAGAAACAGUUUAAAAAGCUGCUUGAACCAAAGGUAUCUAAGGCCAGAUUACUGACUGCUGAUUGUGAAUUUAGAGACUACAUCUAUGCUGUGAGCAGAGGUUAUAUAUGGGCAUGAAAUGUCAUCUUUAAAUUAUGUAUGAACAUUAAUUUUUGAAAUGUAGAGAGAUUCUAUCGGUGAAUGAUGUGUUAUAUAUUUGAGGAGAAAAGAAUAGAAAUUAUAUAGGAUUCUGACUUAUAAACAUCUAUAUCUAUACAUGAUAUAUACAUAUAUUGGUGAACAAAGAGAAUGACUUUUAUGUAUUAUUAUCUUAAUUUCAGGACAGCAUAGCUGCCUAUCGUCAUGCCUAAUGAUUUUUACUGGCGUCAGAUUAUUUACACGCACAGUUAUGGUAACCUAUGGUGCCUUUUGCAGGUUAUCUCGGGUGGUUUGAACAUUGAAUUAAUUGAUUUUGAUUAAUUUAGGUACUGUGAUUAUCUUGUUUGCAAUUGACUGAUGUAUCUUUAAACAACACCAAUCUGAACCAUGGAAAAUAUUCCCCAAAUGGCAUCAUUUUGUACAUGACCUUGAGAAAGGUCAUACAGUGCCUUAAACUUUGUUAACGUGAGGGAAAAUUUCUACCAAAGUCACCUCAGUGCCAGUUUAGUUUGUUUCACUAAUGAAGGUCAUUAAUCAAGGUCACAAAGAUGGCUGCCUCCAGUCAUGUGAUGAUUGUACUGAUUAGCAAACUUUGAUAAGUAGAGGAAAAGAAGAAAUGUGAUUUUCAUAGUGUGGACACAAGACGAGAGAUUUUAGAUUAUGACUGUUUCUUAAGAAACACUUUUGGUUUACCAGGAAGGUUUUUACAACAAGAAUUUGUCGUGAUGCGAGAUAUGGGGAUUACAUGUCAGAUGAUGUGUACUUGAGUUUGAUAAUGUUGAUAUCCAUGGUGAGACAUGAUGGUUAUAGAGAUGAGAAAAUCUGCUGCUUACAAUUGGUUUGAAAUCUGUGUCUCUCCUUUUUAACAGUUGGAUCUCUGGUAUGUCUUCUGAAAUAAAAAGUCACAAGCAGAGAUGUGAAAGAAUAAUUAUUGUUACAAGGAGGUACCAGCAAAUUAAGGGUACAUGUAACUGUUAGGUUGGAUGUGGAGGCUGAAGUCUUGAUGGCCAGUAUUGAGACAUGUCUACUCUAAAUACUUUUUUCAAAUUUUGCUUUUGAUGAAACAAAAAACAUUUACCCGGUCAGAUUUCAUCUAUAUAUACAAGCAUGGAAUAUGUUUGGGGAUGUUGCCAAAUUUUCCUAUGAACAAAGUGGAAAACAGUUUUUGCAUCCUUGACUUGGAGCAGCCACUCAGAGACCUUAUACGAUUUGUCAAUCAAAUUACAUGCAAUAGACAGUGCCACUUCAUGAACAGGGUCACUUGCGUAACGGCAACAGAUAUCUAAUAACCUGCAUCAGAUAAUUCUGUAGUUAGUAUGCUUUGGGCAACAUGGCAAGAUAUGUCUGACCAAGCACAGGCAAGUCUACAUACAUGUAUUGGAAGAAAGAGGCCAUUCUGGGAGCUACAUGUAUCUUUGGUAGCAGAAUAGAUUUCUGUAAAGAUGGGAUAUAAUAUAAAUUGAUAUCUAUCCCUUUAAGUACACCUGGGUCAUAGGGCACAGUAAAAUGUACACUUACAAUACUUAGGGUUGAGGACUUGAUACAUUAUUUCUUUUCUUUCCCUCCUUGUUCUCAUACAUAUUCUUGAACAAUAAUACAAAGUAGAAUUACCCUAUUGAAUAAUGCUU
Branchiostoma belcheri (Belcher's lancelet) is the source of this 4984-nucleotide messenger RNA. Its product is annotated as DNA-binding protein Ikaros-like. Lineage: Eukaryota; Metazoa; Chordata; Leptocardii; Amphioxiformes; Branchiostomatidae. Gene Ontology annotation, molecular function: DNA-binding transcription factor activity; RNA polymerase II cis-regulatory region sequence-specific DNA binding. The record is from RefSeq and is a predicted model, not a curated record. Gene Ontology annotation, biological process: regulation of transcription by RNA polymerase II.